This is a messenger RNA of Temnothorax curvispinosus, 1786 nucleotides long. RefSeq names its product carbonic anhydrase 2-like. Lineage: Eukaryota; Metazoa; Arthropoda; Insecta; Hymenoptera; Formicidae. Gene Ontology annotation, molecular function: zinc ion binding; carbonate dehydratase activity. The transcript has 6 exons. The record is from RefSeq and is a predicted model, not a curated record. Bases 69 to 977 code for a protein of 302 amino acids. Gene Ontology annotation, cellular component: cytoplasm.
GAUCAGUCGGACGAUGAGCCUCGUCCAAGUUGUGUCUCGGCAAAAUAACAGGUGUACCGUAUGUGAAAAUGGGUUUAGGUCACUUGCUGAUGGUUACAUUGACGUUACUCUGCACAGGUUUACAAACAUCGGAAGCAUCUGACUGGGGAUAUUGGGGCAAAAAUGGACCAGAAAACUGGCCGGGAAUAUGUACGACGGGAAAGAAGCAAUCACCGAUUGAUAUUGUGACGGAUGAUGCCAUAAGAAUUGAUCUCGGUGCUCUUAAAACCUAUCGAUACGAUUUCGCGUUUCCUAGCACGCUGAUUAACACUGGACAUUCCGUGCAAAUUCAGCUUCAUAGCAGUGUGCCAAUCCAUCUCAGUGGCAGAGUUCUGUCAUCGGUAUAUAUUCUGGAACAAAUGCACUUUCACUGGGGCGCAGAGCAUACCGUGGACGGUUUACGUGAUCCAUUGGAGUUGCAUUUAGUGCAUUACGAUAAAAAGUAUGCGAAUUUUAGCGUAGCGGCGCAACACGAAGGCGGAGUUGCCGUGGUCGGUGUUCUAUUUGAGUUAUCAUUAGAUGACAAUCCGGAUCUGGCGCCGAUUGUAGAGGCUACGAGGCUGGUAUCGCAUUGGGUGGGGCACAGCAUGGCGCGCAUAAGGACCAAGCUGAUACCUUUAUUAUUCCUACCAAAGGAUCAUACGACGUAUUAUCAUUACGAAGGAUCGUUAACUACACCCGAAUGCCAGGAAUCUGUACUGUGGUUUGUUAUGACUGAAAAACUCAAAGUGUCGGAAGCGCAGAUGAACGUAUUCAGACACGUGGAGAGCAGCAAUGGCACGCUAAAGUUCAAUUACAGACCUGUUCAAAACCUCGGCAACAGGAAGGUGUACCAUCGCCUAGAGGGCUAUAAUAGUGCGUCCUCGAGAAUUCCCAGAAACAUGGUCUACAUAGUUCUCAGUAAUCUUCUAGCCAGACUUCUACACAAGAAUUUUUAAUGUGAGAAGUGCCAAAUCGGACUUGAUGUUACAAUGUCUAAAAUGCGAGAGGAUAACUAUGUGAUAUACAUAAUUUAUUGCACUAUUUUGGAGAAUGUGCAUUUAUUAUGAUUAAUAUACUACACGAUCGUAUAACUGCAUUAUUUGGAAAGCAAUGUUUUUCACAAAAACAUUGAGAGCUGUGAAAUCAUAAUUAAUUAAUAUUAAUAUAUAAAAAGAGAUAGUGGUUACAAAUUGCGAAGAAUCUCCUUCUCAUAUAUGUAUAAUUUGCUUCAAAAUUCUGUAAAGAUAUAUACUAGAUUCAAAUUUUCCAUGUUGUUAAAUAUUUAAGUAUUAAUUCGUGUAUAAAGAAUUCUUUUUGUACAAUCUAGGUGAUGUAACAAAUACAGCAGUAUUUGCUAUUUAAUAUUACCUAAUAUAUUUGUAACAUGUCUAAUUGAUAUUAAUAAUUAAAAAUUAUCGAUUUGCGAGCAUAUACUAAAACCAAACGUAAAAUGAGAGCGCAUUUUUAUAAAAGAUAUGUUCACAUUUGUAUGUAUAUGAAAUAUAAAUUAUAUAUGUUAAAUUUAAUUGUAUAUAUACAUAUAUAUAUAUAUAUAUAUAUUUUAUAUUGUUAGAUAAUACAUUUGAAUGUGCUUCUUUUGCAUCUCAUCUAGGGAUUAUGUAUUAAUAAGCUAUAUGUCGCGGGCAGCUAUGCGUGGCACUAUUCUAUUGUGUACGGUGUCGCGAUCUGCCCAAUUCCGGAGUAACUCCGAUCACGUGUGUACAGGUAUUGGGAAUAUAUCACUUUGUGUGAAGCAAUCAAACGA